AUGAAGUUCAACGACAUUGUAUCCGCAGUGGAAUUUGUCAAGCGGGUGGAGAAUGUCUCGAAAAAAAUUUUCGGGCAGUUUCUACCCUUGUGUGACGGGAUAGGAGGCGGCGGGGGAAAUUAUACGACGCAGGGGUCGUACCCGUACCAGAAAAAUACAACUGCUGCUCAGGACUCUCACUCUGCUACAGUUCCAUCUUCUUUCGCGACGAAUAGUGAAGAUCAAAGUGGUGCUCAACCUGUCGGAAACACGACAUCGAAUGACACACAAGCAGAACGGGCAAGUACUCGGCAGCAAAAUCUCCCGCCGUUUUUGCAAAACUGGAUUGAUACUAACUUUUCCAUCACCGGCCUGCCUUCCAUGCCUACUUCGUCCAACGAGGACUUUGCUUCUGGAACUACCGGCACGACAGCAGCACAUCUCUCUGCGCAGAAAAACGAACUGCUAUUCGAGCUUUGGCGACGGAUUGUGAAAGAGGAAUUAAUUCAGGCAGAGUGUCUGUACGAGAAUUUUUCCCUGGACGCGCUCGGCGAGUUGAAUUGUUUGGAGGGAAGUUCUUCAAAUACUGCCGGCGGGAAGAGGAAUCAACACUCUGCUUCUUAUCAUCGGGAAGAUAACGACAGUGACGGCGGGAGGCAGGCCAAUGUGUCCAGCAAGUCCGGCAUUAAGGGGGAUCAUCAUG
Amoebophrya sp. A120 is the source of this 682-nucleotide messenger RNA. Lineage: Eukaryota; Dinophyceae; Syndiniales; Amoebophryaceae. The record is from the annotation of a GenBank genome assembly.